Molecule: messenger RNA, 1465 nt
Organism: Nothoprocta perdicaria
Lineage: Eukaryota; Metazoa; Chordata; Aves; Tinamiformes; Tinamidae
Product: cytochrome c oxidase assembly protein COX20, mitochondrial
Exons: 5
Coding region: 1-591 (196 amino acids)
Biological process (GO): mitochondrial respiratory chain complex IV assembly
Cellular component (GO): mitochondrial inner membrane; mitochondrion
Source: RefSeq, a predicted model, not a curated record
AUGGGAAGUGCUGCCCACGGCCAGCCCUCGCCGUUGCCAAGCGGGUGGUUUCAGGGUGAAGAGGACACAGAGGCUGGGGAGGGUCUUGCACCGCACCGAGCCACGCCGGGCCGGGAGGGCUGCGCGACGGCAACGCCGCGGCGCGAGGAGCAGGAGAGGCAGCCAGGAGCUGAGCGCGCACAGGCGGCUUCCAGCAAGGGCCUCUCGCGCCAGAGGGCUUUUUCUUUGGGGGAGAAACACUGUGGUGGCCCUGCAGCCCUUGUAACCCCGCCCUUCAAACUCCUAGGGUUCCUCGAUAUUAAAAACGUCCCCUGUGCACGAGAAUCUAUCCUCUAUGGCUCAGUGGGAUCUUUUGUUGUAGGUCUUGGACAUUUUGUAGCAACCAGUAGAGUUAGAAGAUCCUGUGACUUUGCAGUUGGUGGCUUCAUUUGCACAAUGUUAGGAUACUGGUUUUAUUGCAGGUACAAUUAUGCCCAACACAGGAUCCGGCAAAGAAUGAUUAGAGAAGGAAUGAAAAACAAACUUUUAUUUGAAGGCAGUUCUCUGGAUCCAGAGAGAAAACAAACUGGUGAUGAAAGAAGCAAUUCAUAGUCGGCUAUGGAGGGGUCUGUGGUCUAGCGCAGCUCUGGGGGAAGGUGGUCCAAAAAGGACAGUCUUCUGUGAACGUGGGAGGUGACCAAGUCUGAUAAAUCAUGCUGUUUUUCCUAGCAAAUUCAAGUAAGAAACUCAUAAUGACUCCGUGCCAUCAGUAUACAAGCCUGCCUUUGUUUCGUGUAUGUAUAUAUGACUAUGUACAUAUAGUUAGGAAUGGCCUCCUUGGUUUUGGUCUGUUAAACAUUUGGGAACUGAUCUGUUUCGUUGCAAGCUCUCAAAGGAUUAAUAACAGUGCUUUUGGACUACUUCAUUUUUUAUUAUAAAUGGAAUGGUGCAUUUUAGCAAAGUUGCAACUACACCUCAUUUAAAUAAAAGUAAAACUUUCAUCAGCUGUGCUUUGAGUAAAUGUGUCCUUCAGUGCUACCAUUCACUGUGCUGUUUUUAAAACAGGAACAUUUAAACAGUCGAUGAAUGCUUUGCUUGUGCAAAAUGGGUAGCAUCAGUAGUCUUAAAAUUUCAACUGCAGUGUAGUGAGCAACUCUACACAUCUUAUGUACACUGUGAAAUUGAAAAAACAUCAUUAUUCUCUUGGUGUGAAACUAAGAAUAAAGCACUUGCACUUCACGAGGAGUCUAAGCAAUUUAUGUAACUCAUGAUUUAUUUAUUUUAAACCGUGUUCUUCUGAACAUUACGUUACUGUCAGCUGUUUACUUGUAAAAUAAUGCUGAUACACUUAUUUACAUCAUUAAUGAAUGGUAAUUACCAGUUUAAAAAAAAAGUGUGCUACUUGCAUCAUUUGCUAUAAGUCUUUAUUUAAAAGAAAUACUGCUUUAUAAAUUCAAGGAAACAUUCUCCAGUUUGGAAAUACUGU